Messenger RNA from Purpureocillium lilacinum, 252 nucleotides. Its product is annotated as protein translocase subunit. The record is from RefSeq and is a predicted model, not a curated record. Lineage: Eukaryota; Fungi; Ascomycota; Sordariomycetes; Hypocreales; Ophiocordycipitaceae.
AUGGACUCCAGCUCGGUCAAGAAGUCGGUGAUGAACCAGGUCCUCGCCGAGGCGAACCUCGCCAACGCCCGCGUCCUCAUCGAGAAACUCCAGGAGAACUGCUUCGACAAGUGCGUUCCCAAGCCCGGCAGCACUCUCUCGAGCGGCGAGCAGACAUGCAUGACGACUUGCAUGGAGAAGUACAUGGCUGCAUGGAACCAGGUCAACGCGGCCUACAUCAACCGGAUACGCCAGGAGCAGGGCAACCAGUAG